Beauveria bassiana ARSEF 2860 is the source of this 774-nucleotide messenger RNA. RefSeq lists its product as uncharacterized. The coding region runs from base 1 to 774 and encodes 257 amino acids. Lineage: Eukaryota; Fungi; Ascomycota; Sordariomycetes; Hypocreales; Cordycipitaceae. Gene Ontology annotation, cellular component: mannosyltransferase complex; endoplasmic reticulum membrane. Gene Ontology annotation, molecular function: mannosyltransferase activity. The transcript has 2 exons. The record is from RefSeq and is a predicted model, not a curated record. Gene Ontology annotation, biological process: GPI anchor biosynthetic process.
AUGAUGUUUUUCUCAGAUGCACGCACUUGUGUCUUAAUAUUACUAGCCGCAUUCACCCGUCACGCCACCGCCAACGCCGACAAAAUCAUCUUCACAGGCCCCGAGCCCAUCACCUACCCUUUAGCCUCGCCGUCCCUGGCCGAUCUCAACCUUGACGUUAUCGGCCCCGCGAGCCUGUCCAUCCGCACCAGUCUCAGUCGCAUCUUUCACAAUGAUUCGGAUCCAGAGCUUCGAGGCAAGCCGCACGGCCGCGCGAGCUGGUUCAUCCUAGACGACCUCACCCCGGGCCAACGAUACGAGCUGCGCGUGUGCUGGGCCGCCAUUGAGCCCACGGAAUUCACCAUGAAUGUGUAUGAGCUGGACAAGGUCUGGGAGACACCAGAUCUCAUGCUUUCCCUCGCCAACUACGCCUCCACGCGCCAAGUCGACACCGAGGACACCGAGGACACCGAGGGCGUAAAACCCCAAAUUCAUCAUCGAACCGGCUCUUCCACAGACGCCAAAGAGCGAGAAGCAUCACUCCUCCUCCUCCAGGUUCACGCCGCCGCCGACUACUUCUCCCACCACCAGGAGCUUAUGCGUAACCCGCCGCCCGUCCUCGUGGAUCUCAUCCUGGAUCCGUACCUCUUCAACGUGGUCCCUGAGUCCCUGAUCUUGACGGCCGGAUAUAUUGUCAUUGUCGCUGUGGCGACGUUUUUUCUUGCAAGAUGGAUCGCUAACCGCAUGACCGCCAUUGCUGUGACCGAAGACCGGGGAUCAAAGAAGAGAGAUUAA